Molecule: messenger RNA, 295 nt
Organism: Symbiodinium necroappetens
Lineage: Eukaryota; Dinophyceae; Suessiales; Symbiodiniaceae
Source: the annotation of a GenBank genome assembly
GUCCGGAUCCAGUCGCUUAGACGACGACGUAUACAUGGAGCUCUUGUCCGAGGUUCAAUAUUUUCCUCACUUCGGCACCCGAGCUCACUACCUUGCCUUCGAGCUGCACGACCUUUGGCAGAGGACGCCUCGCCAUGUGGUGGCCCGCUGCAAUGAGAGAGAGUAUUUGGCGUUUCAUUGCGUCUGCCAGCGCGACAAGGCCUUGGCAUUGCAGCGCAGCUGGCGCCACCUCGGUGAGUCUGCCCUCGGCGUUGCCUCCGAGGCCCAACUGCAGCAGGCUCUGGAGCGCCUCUGA